GUCAUUCCUUCUUCAAUGACUUGCACCGAUUGACUACUUCAGAAACCUCCCUUUCUACUAAAUGCUGUUUCUGUGACUAACCAGGAAACAGGAUCCUCUUCCUGACUCACUAAACUUGAAGCCUGCACAUUGUUUUCGAGUGUGUGGGAGCAUCAUGUGGAGGAAGGCUUCAGCAGCGGCCCUGCUGGCGUUAGCUGUUGGCUACUUCUACCAUGGCGGGCCGGAGCUGCCGGAGCAGAUUCUGCAGUACAUCAACCUGCCAAACUUUCAGACAUCAUCUCAGAACAGCGGGAACAGCCUGGAGCAGGUGAUCUCCGCUGCCUGGGAGACUCUGAUUACUCUGCCGACGCGGCAGUGGAGCAGAGUGGCAGUAGGGGUGAAUGCCUGUGUGGACGUGGUCGUCUCAGGAGUGGGUCUGCUGCAGGCUCUGGCUGUGGAUCCUGGCACCGGCCUGGAUCAUGAAGUGUUGCACUCUAAAGAGGACUUGAGGGAAGCCUUCAUCCACUUCAUGGAGCGUGGAGCAGCUGCUGAGCGCUUCUUUAGCGACAGCGAGGCCUUUCAGAGGAUUGCACGCGCCGCAGCAGAGUACCCCGGUGCGAAGCUGUACGUGGGAGGGAAUGCUGCUCUCAUUGGUCAGAAGCUCGCCACCUACCCUGACCUGAUGGUUUUGUUAUGUGGGCCAGUUGGUCCUAAACUUCAUGAAAUGCUGGAUGAGCAGAUAGUCGUUCCCCCAGAGUCUAUGCAGGAGACGGAUGAAUACCACCUCAUCUUGGAGUAUAAAGCAGGUGAACAGUGGGGUUCAACUCAGGCACCUCAGGCCAAUCGCUUCAUCUUCUCUCAUGAUUUGUCCAACGGGGAGAUGAGCUCACUGGAGACGUUCGUGGCGAGUCUGGAUGAGUUUGAGCCGGACCUUGUCAUCCUGUCGGGGCUCCACAUGAUGGAGGGUCAAGGCAGAGAGCUGUGGGAGGAGCGACUCAAAGAGGCUGUGUUAGCCAUAUCUGACAUUCGUAAAGAUAUUCCCAUCCACCUGGAGCUGGCAAGCAUGACCGAUAAAGACUACAUGAACAGCAUCAUGCAGGAGCAGGUUAUGCCCAUUGUGAGCUCCAUCGGGCUGAAUGAGCAGGAACUGCUCUUCCUCUCUCAGGCUGGUGAGGGGCCUCAUUCAGACUUGGAUUCCUGGAAAGGCAUCCCAGACGUGGGCCAGGUCAGCGACAUCCUCUUCUGGAUCCUGGAGCAGCACGGCCGCAGCGAGCCAUCGUCCGAGGCGGACCUGACUCGCAUUCACUUCCACACACUGGCAUACCACAUCCUGGCUACGGUGGACGGAUACUGGGGGAACCAGGCUGCAGCAGUGAUGGCCGGAGCCCGAGUGGCCAGCAGUCAGGCCUGUGGCCUCCAGUCGGUUGACGUUGGCAAAGUGGAGCUCAAAGCUCCACUAGAGUUUUACAGCUCGCACACUGAGCCACGAGAGAAGCUUUCCCUGAACCCGGCAGCGCCUGUCACCGUGUGGCGCAGAGGAAACGUCGUCUUCCACAUGACAGCCGUGCUGGUGUGCAAACAGCCGCUGCGGACAGUAGGGCUCGGGGAUGCCAUCUCAGCAGAGGGACUAGUUUACUCAGAGUUAAAGACCCAGCAGCCCUUCUGAGGUUUGCUUGACACUCGGGAAGACGUUGAUUGGAAGUGCUGAGAAGAGCCAGUGAAGUUUCACCUGCAGCUGUGGUUGUUGGGUUGGAGUCACAUUUCUAAACUGAUCCAGGUUCUGUGUCUUCCUUCCCGAAGCUCCACUCAGUUAAAGAAUGUGAUUGAUGGCGUUAGUUUUAAAUCCUGCCUGAUGACUCCUCCAGCCUGCUCUGGUCUCCUCUCUUCUCCCUCCUUCAAAUCCUCCAGCAGAACUUUACAGAAGUGGAUCUGACGGAGCUGUGAGGUGGCCUGACUUUAUGCACUGGCUGCGGCUCAAAGCCAUCUUCACAAACUCCAAAGAGUUUUGUUGGCUCACCUAAUUUACUUUGACCUGCAUAUCUUAAUUAUGCUGUGCCUUGAGAAAAUGUAAAAGUUAGAGUAUUUUAUUCAUAUUCUAGAGCCAAACAAAUUAAGGCAUCACAUCAGUUUCCCCUCUGAGACAAACUUAUACACACACAUAUAACAAUCAUGUUGAACUGAAAACUGAUGAGCGUCUCACUAUAUUGUAGAAUCUAAGUGUUAUUCUCGAUGUUCUGUGCUUCUUCAACUUAUGGUGCAUUCAUGUCAAGUAGUCAUUAGAUCACUUGAAAGCUCAUUCUCCUAUGAGUGUCUGACUUCUUAACCUGUAAUAACUGUCAACUAGAUAUACUUGACAUUUUUGUUAUUUGUCUGGAGAGGAUAAGUAUACUAGAAAGUGUUACAAAAUUUGUUUUUUUGUCAGUUUUUGCUUAAACACUCCCAGUGAAAGUAUGAUUAAUUUUGGAAACUUUGCAAAGUAUAAACAACAGUUAUUGUAGGGUAGUAAUCUCUGUUGCUUCUAAAUUCCUGUUGCAGAUUUCGUAUAAUUUUUUAAAACUUUUUUUUUUUACAAAAUACUGUCAGUCUCCCACAUGGUUUUGAAGGGGAUCUUUCUUUAUGCAGUUAAACCUCAGUUUACAAUUAGAUGUCAUCUAAUUAAUGUCAAUGUUAUGUUGGUGAUACAGCAAUUAAAAGGUAAAUGAAAUUUCAAAACAAGGCAUAGGCCGUAUGUUUUCAGGGUUACUGUUUUGUUUAUGGAGGCAAAUAAGAAAUAUAAAUAUCUUAAUUUUACGAGCAACUUAAUACCUAAUAUUGAAAUUUAAACCGCUGAAUUAAUAGCACUGAAAUAUUUUACUCUGAACUGAAUGUAUUGGUUCUUAAUUCACCUAUUUGAAACUUAAAUAUGACAUUUCUUGAAUCACGGUUUUAAAAGUUGAAUUUGAAUAUAUAUAUUUUUAAAAUGUUACAUAUUUAGAUACAAAAAUUAAAAUUUCUGAAUUUCCCAAAAAAAAGAUUCAAGUUGCUCAAUUUUGAUUGGUCGAAUUCAGAUCAGAAAAUCAAGUCAAAAAAUUUCAGAUAGCAAUAUCUUUACCUCGAGCUUGAAGAAAUUCAAACCAACUUAUAGCCAAUCAGAGCACAGCCUGUCAGUCAUAUGAUCAAUGAGAGCAACUUGAAAACUGAAAUCCAAAGAGAGAAAGAUAGUGAGAAGAGAAGAGUCUGAAAAUGUAUUUUUGGAUAUGAAUUUGUAAACAUUGGAAAAUCAAGAAAUUUAUAUUUUAAUCUCCUAGUAAAGAAUUCAGAAAAAAAUAUAGUCAGAUACAUGGUUUUCUCGGUAAAAUACUUCAAUGCUAUGAAUUCAGAAUUCGGUGUUUAAAUUUUAAUGUUAAAUUUUCAGUGGCUGUCAAAAUCUGAAUACGUAUACCUCUUAUUUGCUUCCGUAUUUGUUGCUCUUUCAUUUUCAGGUGUUGCUUUCUCUCUCUGAUGAAAUGUGACUAUGUAACAUGAUUGGCUGGAAAAUCUUAAAAACUGUCCAGUGUAAAAUACUGCAAGCAAAGCUUCCAUCUUUAGAUUCUAGCGUAUAGAUUUAUUAUGCUUUUUCAUGGGUCGUUUAUUAGGGUUUUUUUUCAGAGCUUACUUGGGAACGCCUGUAUCAUGUUAGAUGUUCAGUACGUAACUGUUGGAGCAAUGUAUUUGUAUACCUCACAUGGCCACUAAAGGCAUGCAAUAACUGAGUCUUAAUGCAAACAUACAAGUACACGAUGUAUAGCGUUUCGUUUAACUGAAUUAAUUCUUUGCACUAGUACGAAGUGGCAGGUGCGCCUGCAAAGGUGAAUGUAACCUUAACUCCGAACCCCCCUUUAUUUUUAGCAAGUACAAUCUAUUCAUCCUUAUUCAUUUCAUUGUUUGAGUCUCAUGUUUUUAACACUUUUAACUGUCAACAGGUUUCAUUUACAUGUAGUUUGUCAUUAAAAUAUGUAAGAAGAGUA
This is a messenger RNA of Plectropomus leopardus (leopard coralgrouper), 3965 nucleotides long. The record is from RefSeq and is a predicted model, not a curated record. Lineage: Eukaryota; Metazoa; Chordata; Actinopteri; Perciformes; Serranidae.